Messenger RNA from Trachymyrmex cornetzi, 783 nucleotides. RefSeq lists its product as uncharacterized. The record is from RefSeq and is a predicted model, not a curated record. The transcript has 2 exons. Lineage: Eukaryota; Metazoa; Arthropoda; Insecta; Hymenoptera; Formicidae. Bases 57 to 503 code for a protein of 148 amino acids.
AAUACCCACAAAACCACCACCACAACAUCAAUCUUCUCUUUAACGAAUUUCUCCCUAUGUCAAUCUAUAUUGAGCUUCGCAAAUAUAAAUUCAGCAAUUUCAUCCAAGUAUUCAAUAGAUCGGAAAAAAAUAAGAAACCGUCGGGAUCGAUAGUGUACGUGAGGGGGACCCUUCUUACAACCGAGCCUUCCUUGCGAGCUCACCAUCAUAAAACGACCCGUACACGUCGUUCAUUCUCGACCCCAUCGUGGCCAGGUGCCUGUGCCAACCAGCAUGUCUGUCGCACACACCGAAGCUUUUGUGCAUCUGUGAUCGUCUGGUUCGGAUAUACUAUUCAUCGUGCAUACCUAUAUUCGCAUGUAUGGUCGACGGUUGAAUACGAAAAAUGUGUAUGCGUAUACGUGCCUAACAGCCCUACGACAACCGUUAACAAUAUAUUCAAAGUAGUCCACCUACAUUUGAACUACCGAAAGAAAAUAUUUUUCGUGAAAACAAAGUUAUAACAUUCGUUAUGCUUAAAAUAAAUAUAAUUGCUGUCAUUAUUACAUAGAAUAAUUUAUUAUAAUUUUUUUGGACACUACAAUUAUUAUAAAGAAUGACGCACUAAUUUUUGAUUGGUAUAGAAAACCCACCUUUUCGGGAAGAUUUUUGAACUAUUGGUCCCAGCACCCGAUCUCACAAAAGAAAGGCACAAUUUUUAGUUUGAUUGACAGAGUGUUUUAUCUCUCACAUCCAGAGUUCCACAAAAGAAAUCUAAAUUUCAUAAUUAAUAUUUUAUUGGAG